GAUGCUGUGAUAAACCUGAUGUUUGUCCAGGAUAUCUGCAUGGUGCUGGGGUUUGAGUGGACUGUUCUGGCCUACGAGCUGAGCUUCUCCAGGACCGAGGUCUGUCAGUUCCACAUCAAGUCCAGAGAGAAGAGGGUCCAGGCCAGGAACAUGGAGUAGGAGUGCUGGUGUGUGAAUGGCCCUGUUUGAAUACCUUUCCAAUGCAUCCUUCCUUCCUCCCAUCCUUGAUAUAAUCACAGAUCUAAGAUGACUGGAUUGGUUGCUUUUACCGGUCCACACACAUACAGAUCAGUGACUAUGAAAGGAAAAGCCAAGUUGAUGCAUUUUUGGAGUGUUCGAACAGGGCCACUGUCAUGAAAUUAUUUCUUAAUGUAAUGUGGAAGUAGUGUCUUGCAAAGAACUGACAUGACUCUUUAUUCUACAUGUUAGAGGAGCAUUGUCUUUGUUCUAUAAACUGGUAAUACAAUUAUGGGCCUAUUGCAAUAAACAAGGUAAUAUCUUGUUAAACCAAUAAUGCGUGCUAUAAUCACCCGCACAGCUGAUCUCAAUUGCAACCAUUACUGGCCACCGAUUUACUGCUCCUUAAAAGGUCAGCUGCAUAUCCUGAUUUGGCCUUGUUUUUCAUCAAUGUUGUCUUGGGGGUGUGGUUUGAUGUGGGUUUUUCUUUGCCAUUCAAUCACAACAAACAAGUCCGGUAGUGAAUACAGCUAGGUAAGCAUAGCAAGCUUUGCUAUGGAGAGAACUAAGUUUUGACUGACUCGCCAUGUCAAGAUGGUCAGCUAAUUCAGUUCAAUAAAACAAACAUUGGCCAAAUAAAAAUUGAUGGAUAUGUUCCUUUUACCAAGACAAAACAUUUUCUGCUGUAAAUAUCAUAUUGAUGUGCAUACAGUUGAAGUCGGAAGUUUACAUACACUUAGGUUGCAGUCAUUAAAACUCGUUUUUCAACCACUCCACAAAUGUCUUUUUAACAAACUAUAGUUUUGGCAAGUCGGUUAGGACAUCUACUUUGUGCAUGACACAAGUCAUUUUACCAAAAAUUGUUUACAGACAAAUUAUUUCACGUAUAAUUUACCGUAUCACAAUUCCAGUGGGUCAGAAGCUUACAUACACUAAGUUCACUGUGCCUUUAAACAGCUUGGAAAAUUCCAGAAAAUGAUGUCAUGGCUUUAGAAGCUUCUGAUAGGCUAAUUGACAUCAUUUGAGUCAAUUGGAGGUGUACCUGUGGAUGUAUUUCAAGGCCUACCUUCAAACUCAGUGCCUCUUUGCUUGACAUCAUGGGAAAAUCAAAAGAAAUCAGCCAAGACCUCAGAAAAAUAUUGUAGACCUCCACAAGUCUGGUUCAUCCUUGGGAGAAAUUUCCAAAUGCCUGAAGGUACCACAUUCAUCUGUACAAACAAUAGUACAGAAGUAUAAACACCAUGGGACCACGCAGCCAUCAUACCGCUCAGGAAGGAGACGCGUUCUGUCUCCUAGAGAUGAACGUACUUUGGAGCGAAAAGUGCAAAUCAAUCCCAGAACAACAGCAAAGGACCUUGUGAAGAUGCUGGAGGAAACAGGUACAAAAGUAUCUAUAUCCACAGUAAAAUGAGUCCUAUAUCGACAUAACCUGAAAGGCCACUCAGCAAGGAAGAAGCCACUGCUCCAAAACCAACAAAAAUAGCCAGACUAGGGUUUGCAACUGCACAUCGGGACAAAGAUCGUACUUUUUGGAGAAAUGUCCUCUGGUCUGAUGAAACAAAAAUAGAACUGUUUGGCCAUAAUGACCAUAGUUAUGUUUGGAGGAAAAAGGGUGUUGCUUGCAAGCCGAAGAACACCAUCCCAACCGUGAAGCACGAGGAUGGCAGCAUCAUGCUGUGGGUGUGCUUUGCUGCAGGAGGGACUGGUGCACUUUACAAACUAGAUGGCAUCAUGAGGAAGGAAAAUUAUGCAGAUAUAUUGAAGCAACAUCUCAAGACAUCAGUCAGGAAGUUAAAGCUUGGUCGCAAAUGGGUCUUCCAAAUGGACAAUGACCCCAAGCAUAUUUCCAAAGUUGUGGCAAAAUGGCUUAAGGACAACAAAGUCAAGGUAUUGGAGUGGCCAUCACAAAACCCUGACCUCAAUCCUAUAGAAAAUUAGUGGGCAGAACUGAAAAAGCGUUUGCGAGCAAGGAGGCCUACAAACCUGACUCAGUUACACCAGCUCUGUCAGGAGGAAUCAACCAAAAUUCACCCAACUUAUUGUGGGAAACUUGUGGAAGGCUACCUGAAAUGUUUGACCCAAGUUAAACAAUUUAAAGGCAAUGCUACCAAAUACUAAUUGAGUGUAGGUAAACUUCUGACCCACUUGGAAUGUGAUGAAAGAAAUAAAAGCUGAAAUAAAUCAUUCUCUCUACUUAAAAUAAAGUGGUGAUCCUAACUGACCUAAGACACAUAAUUUUCACUAGUAUUAAAUGUCAGGAAUUGUGAAAAACUGAGUUUAAAUGCAUUUGGCUAAGGCGUAUGUAAAUGUCUGACUUCAUCUGUAUAAAGACACAAUACCUACACUUUACCUAACAAUUCAAAAUCAAUAGUGUGUAACUUCAGCUGUCUAAACAGAAGUAGAAUGGCACUUCUAUUUCUGUGAUCUAUUUGACCAAAUCUGUAAAUUUGGCUGUCACACAGACAUGCACAGCUCUCUGGGUAAGGUUCUGUCUUCAAGUCUCCAGUGGGUGAUGAAGUCCCUUCCAUCUAUGUCAUGUAUUACAGGUUACGGACAUUUGCAGUCCGGUGGCAGGAGGGGUGGAGUGUACGGCACUCCAUCCUGGAUAUGAAAGAGUUUGCCUCAUGUGCCCAGCAGGCAGAGUUCAAUAACUACAGGCAGAUGUGAGAUGCAGGAGGAUGGCCCUCUUCUCGUAGUGAGUAGCCUACAGAGUAAAAUUAGAAGAAUACAAUUGCAGAACUUAUGUAGAUAUUCUAAACAAAGUGUUUUGAUAACUUUCAAGUGUAACAGUUCCAUGUAGAAUAAACCAUCCUUCACAUAAUAUUGUAGAAGCAGUGUUCUGCUAAUAUAACAAUGUGCAAAUAUUACACUUGUCUUUCAUCCUUUAUAGUCAUUCACAGACGAUACAGAUACUGUACCUAUCAACAUUUUGUCUGGUGGUGCUGGGGCUACCUUGCCAAACAUGUCAGUCGUCAUACUUUCCUGUAUGGUAUCCCAUCCGCCCCCCCGGCAGAGGUCCGUAAUCCAGGGCAGAGUCAGGCAGGUACAGAACGGCAGGCAGGCUCGGGGUCAGGGCAGGCAGAAUGGUCAGAACCAGGGGAAACUAGGAAACAGAAACUUGAGAAAACAGGAAGACGGGAAAGCAUGCUGGUAAGACCUGACAAGACAAGACGAACUGGCAACAGACGAACAGAGAACACAGGUAUAAAUGCACAGGGGAUAAUGGGGAAGAUGGGCGACACCUGGUGGGGGUGUCUCCUGAGGGGGAAGAGGCACUGUCCUCAUCACAACUCUGUGGGUGUGUAUGGACCAUGUUAGUGAUGUGGACACAGAGGAACGCAGUCGUGGGUGAAGAGGACAGCGCCUCUUCAUCCACGGAUGGGACUAAGCACACCCCCAGAGGGGCCCCUGUGUUGAUGGUCCAGCUUGGCGGAUGUGUUGUUGCCUCCCCUCACCGCCUGGGGGUGGCCCGUCAGGAAGUCCAUGAUCCAAUUGCAGAGGGAGGUGUUCAGUCCCAGGGUCCUGAGCUUGGUGAUGAGCUUCGAGGGGACUAUGGUGUUGAAUGCUGAGCUGCAGUCAAUGAACAGCAUAGGUAUUCCUUUUGUCCAGUUGGGUGAGGGUAGGUUGGAGUGCACUGCUUCUAACCUAGCCUAGUGGAACCAGCCUGAUCGCUGUGUUCACCUUUCUAUUUCACUUCAGAUAUCAUAAAAUGUGAAGUGAAAUAGAAUGGUGAACACAGCAAUCAAGCUGGUUCCACUAGGCUAGGUUAUGCCCUGGACAUUAUAUGCAUCUAAUAAGUAGAAUAUAAGCAACACAUAAUGUCAAUUUAGAUACAUUUUGUUUCACAAUUGGGUUCUGUAUUUGUACAAAUGAUGAGCCUGUGAAAGCUUUUGACACUGACAGGUGAAGAUUGCUGGCAGGAUACUUGCCAACGUGUGGCUGACUGUUCCAUUCAAAGGACGGCAACAGUAAGGGCAUGUCUGCAUGAUGCUGAUGAGGGCCCCCUUGCUGAUCUUCUCUAUGCUGCAUGUUCGGCUGCAAACUGGACAUCUCUCGAACAACUGCAGCAGGCAAUCUUAUGAGGUGGUGUUGACUAGUAGGGCCUGUGACAGGGUGAUAUAACAGAGGGCCAAGUGGUAAAUUGCAUUUUGUUCUAAAGAAAGGACCAAACUUUUUGCUAAUGCACUUCACAACCAAAAUGACUCUACUAGUUGUAUCUGCUUGGCUGGGGAAUUAGCCAAUUGUUUAUCAAGCCGGGUAUUUUCUUUGAAUAAAACGAUUUCACAUUUCACACAACACACAUUAUCUGUCAUUGUUGAUGAAGCCAUCUGUGUCAUCAGGGCAGUAACUCGGGUCACUAUCAGAAGCCUCAUGAUGGCGUGUCCUUUUCAUAGGAGUUGAGGGAGACUGGCAACAACGGAGGAGGUGUCACAACAGUGUACUAAAUAGCAGCAACAAACCCAAACCAACCCAGGGCCAUAAUGAACAUGUCACAGUUGGUUACAUAGCUGGUACUUGUGGCGCAUGACUCGGGUCAUGCGGUCUUGCCUGACAAGCUGUAAAAAUAUCAAGUGAACAGUGAAUGAAAUUCUUUUUUGAGGUCGCUAAAUCAUUGCAAUCACAUUGCUGGACAUGUUAUGAUACCAACCUUUGCUCCUGGUAGGUCCCAGCGUCCGUUCAUGACCAGGGGAUCAGUCUGGCACCCAACUGUGCACUUUGUCUAACAGAAAAACAGGUUUCAUUUUCAUCAUCCCUCCAUUUGUUUUAACAUAGCUCGAGAGACAACGAUUGGAUACAGGCCGGUGAUGCCAUUAACCUAUGUAACCAACUAUGUAACCAACUGUGACAUGUUUACUAUGGCCCUGGGUUGAUUUGGGUUUGUUGGUACUAGUUAGUACACUGUUGUAGUCAGACAUGAGUUAGCUAAACUCAGCAAAAAAAGAAAUGUCCCUUUUUCAGGACCCUGUCUUUCAAUGAUAAUUUGUAAAAAUCCAAAGAACUACACUGUUUCCCAUGCUUGUUCAAUGAACCAUAAAUAAUUAAUGAACAUGCACCUGUGGAACGGUCGUUAAGACACUAACAUCUUACAGAUGGUAGGCAAUUAAGGUCACAGUUAUGAAAACUUAGGACACUAAAGAGGCCUUUCUACUGACUCUGAAAAACACCAAAAGAAAGAUGCCCAGGGUCCCUGCUCAUCUGCGUGAACGUGCCUUAGGCAUGCUGCAAGGAGGCAUGAGGACAAUAAAUUGCAAUGUCCGUACUGUGAGACACCUAAGACAGCGCUACAGGGAGACAGGAUGGACAGCUGAUCGUCCUUGCAGUGGCAGACCAUGUGUAACAACACCUGCACAGGAUCGGUACAUCCGAACAUCACACCUGCGGGACAGGUACAGGAUGGCAACAACAACUGCCUGAGUUACACCAGGAAUGCACAAUCCCUCCAUCAGUGCUCAGACUGUCCGCAAUAGGCUGAGAGAGGCUGGACUGAGGGCCUGUAGGCCUGUUGUAAGGCAGGUCCUCACCAGACAUCACCGGCAACAACGUUGCCUAUGGGCACAAACUCACCUUCACUGGACCAGACAGGACUGGCAAAAAGUGCUCUUCACUGAUGAGUUGCGGUUUUGUCUCACCAGCGGUGAUGGUCGGAUUCACGUUUAUCUUCAAAGGAAUGAGCAUUACACCGAGGCCUGUACUCUGGAGUGGGAUCGGUUUGGAGGUGGAGGGUCCGUCAUGGCCUGGGGCGGUGUGUCACAGCAUCAUCGGACUGAGCUUGAGCUGAGCGUUGAGCUGAGUGUUGAGCUGCAGCCAAUCUCAACGCUGUGCGUUACAGGGAAGACAUCCUCGUCCCUCAUGUGGUACCCUUCCUGCAGGCUCAUCCUGACAUGACCCUCCAGCAUGACAAUGCCACCAGCCAUACUGCUCGUUCUGUGCGUGAUUUCCUGCAAGACAGGAAUGUCAGUGUUCUGCCAUGGCCAGCGAAGAGCCCGGAUCUCAAUCCCAUUGAGCACAUCUGGGACCUGUUGGUUUGGAGGGUGAGGGCUAGUGCCAUUCCCCCCAGAAAUGUCCGGGAACUUGCAGGUGCCUUGGUGGAAGAUCUGGCAAAUCUGGUGCAGUCCAUGAGGUGGAGAUGCACUGCGUGUCACGUAUUCUGCCGAGACUGCCCUUCCUUCUGGCUCGGGCAGGCUUCGGCGUUCGUCGUCACCGCAGUACUAGCUGCUGCCGCUCUAUGUUAUGUGUUUCUAUGUUAAUUUGAUUGUUGUCUGUUGUUGCACACCUGUUCCCUAUUAUGUUAGUUUGUCUUCCCUAUUUAACCUGUUCACGUCCACUGUGUGGUGUGCGUGUUUAUUUGCUUGUACGAGUGUCAUUUUGUGAGCGGGUUUGCUCCUCCCUGGUUGUGGAGUUUUUUUGCUUGUAUUUCUUUACUACUCAGUAAAGUGUUUCUUCAUCUCAUUCUGUGUCCUGCGCUUGACUCUGGCCUACCGCAUUCCACAGACAUUCGUGACACUGCAGUACUUAAUGCAGCUGGUGGCUACACCAGAUACUGGCUUUUCAGUCUCAAAUGGCUGUGAUCCUUUGAACACGUUAGGGGUGAUGAAACAACCGAGCCCCAUUCAGUAAAGGGAAGAGAAGUGGGCAGGGGCUAUUUGCACGUGGAGCUUGGCAAAAGAGGGCAUGAAUUGUUUACAUUAUUAUAUUCCAAACCCAACCUUAAAUUACUAAUUGUGACACACUCAGGUUCCAAACUCCAUUUUAGACAAGACUGACCAAAAUUCUCCUAUUUACACUUUGCAGUCCAUUUUGACACUAGAAUAAAUGUUUCUGACUCAUAUCAAUGCCACAUAGGCCAUUUUCAAAGCGAUUCAUUGAUUUUUAGGGGCAGUUGUUCUUUAAAGCGGAGGUGAGGUUAUCUUUUAUUCCUGACAACAUGUUUGAAGAAUAUUUCGCCCUCUAUUGGGUAUUAUCAUCUGAACAAAACUUCCUCCUUAACUUACGUAACUUAUUUGUUACCUUCAGACGAGUCCCGUGACACUUGUGGGGGUCGUAGAGCAAAACAGAGAACACCAUCACGUUCAUGAGAGUCUCCCAACAGUGGGUUCAUAUUAGUUUAUAGCCCAAACGGUUCGGACGCUAUAGACAGAAGUUGGCACAUUAUCGACUUAAAAUUAGUCCUGUGGGUCAAACCGUUCGGACACUACAGACGUUUUCGUGAGAAGAUCGAUCUUCGGGAUGUCUCAUGGUCUGACAAACGCCGCUGUAGCUCGGCCACCUUCCACCGCAGAUGUGGAAGGCUGACAUAGGCGGAUGCAGUGGAUUGCAUGCAAAAAAUAUCUCUAUCUUAAACUGACGGAUUUUGAUAGGGAUUUUUUUAUUAUGUUACUUAGAUUGACGCAUGGGUGGAAUCAUGUGCGUAAAUAGAUUUAAGGAUUAAGAAAUGCUAGCCAAACGACUGAAACCAAACGAGAGUGUUCUUGGGGAUGUGGGUGUGUUAUGUUCGCAUAUCGUACCCUGGAAGGUACUGUUGUUUGUCCCUCCUGAGUCACUAAAGCAACAACAUAGCCACUUCCUUAAAAUAGUCAGAAGAGAAAUCAAGAAAUCUGUAUUUAAUGUAGACGUUUUUGCCGAGGAGGUUAGUCACGCAAUUUUACAUCUACCUGAGGUGUAAUUCUCAAGUAAAAAAUUGUAAAUUAAAAAAUAGUUAUUGCACUGCAUACAGCCUAUCGAGUAGGGAAAGUCUGGUUGUGCGCUCAGGACUGAUUUCUGAGAACAAUAACAUGUCUACAACUUCAUCUUCUGCAAGCUGUAAAACUAUCAUAAAUAAAGCACAAGCUUUUCCACUAAGCAUUUGACAUCUUUUGGACAUCUUUUUUUUUUUUUUUUGGUGCGGUCCGGACCGGCCUUGAUUUCAACGUGAUGUGCAUAAAACCCUCCAUAGUCUGUGUUGUUAAAAUAUUAUAUGCUCACGGGGAGAAAUUAUGGUGUCUGUAAGUGUGACAUUGCCUAUUUAAAACAAGUGAUUUGUUUUGUUUAGAAUUGAUUAGAGUUAUUCAUUCUCUUUUUAGGCCUUAUCAACAAUUAAUUUAACUUGCUUAUUGACAAUGUUUGGCAUGUCCAUGCUCAGCCAUAAUGUAAUUUACAGUAGGCCUAGCCCCUAUAUCAGUGUGAAUGCUAUUGAAGCUAUGGAAUUACUUAGAACAAUGUGGACUGCAAAUGGGUUCAAGUUAACGUAUUUAGCAAAGAUAGGUCUACAUUUUGUUAUUUCAUUUCUGUAAGCCAUUUAACAAACUAUAACCCACUAACAUUGGAAUUGGAGUUGAUUCCAAGGGAAUACAUAAACGACUGUAAAUACACAACUUGAAGCAACCACAUAUUUCACCAUGGAGCACGUUCUGAUUGGCCAGUCAUUACAUUCAUUAUCUAUAGAAAAUUAUAAUUUCCAAUGCAGAGACAAUGUUAAACUCUCUUCCCCUUUGUCCUUUUUGCCCUUCUAAAUGUCUCCACCACUACUUUCUCUCCCUCCCAUCCCCCUCUCUCCCUCCCAUCCCUGUAUCUCCCUCCGAUCCCAGGUAUGAGAGGUCGUGGGAUAAGCCCAACAAGACCAAGUUGCUUCAGGACAAUGUGGAGCAUGCUGGGCGCUGCGACCUGGCUGAGAGGCUGCGCUGCCUCCAUUGGGGCCACCAGAAGCUGAGCCGCAGUGUGGAGCUGCCCCCCGCCUUCCCCUUCCUCAUCACCGUCCACAGGACCAUCAAGAACCAGAACGGCAUCCAUCGCAUCAAUGACCUCAGCCGCAGAUUCACCUGA
Messenger RNA from Coregonus sp. 'balchen', 8976 nucleotides. NCBI's taxonomy places the organism in Eukaryota, Metazoa, Chordata, Actinopteri, Salmoniformes, Salmonidae. The record is from the annotation of a GenBank genome assembly.